AUGUUAAGUGAUUCGUCUUCAUCUAUGUUAAGUGAUUCGUCUUCAUCUAUGUUAAGUGAUUCAUCUUCAUCUAUGUUAAGUGAUUCAUCUUCAUCUAUGUUAAGUGAUUCAUCUUCAUCUAUGUUAAGUGAUUCAUCUUCAUCUAUGUUAAGUGAUUCAUCUUCAUCUAUGUUAAGUGAUUCAUCUUCAUCUAUGUUAAGUGAUUCAUCUUCAUCUAUGUUAAGUGAUUCAUCUUCAUCUAUGUUAAGUGAUUCAUCUUCAUCUAUGUUAAGUGAUUCAUCUUCAUCUAUGUUAAGUGAUUCAUCUUCAUCUAUGUUAAGUGAUUCAUCUUCAUCUAUGUUAAGUGAUUCAUCUUCAUCUAUGUUAAGUGAUUCAUCUUCAUCUAUGUUAAGUGAUUCAUCUUCAUCUAUGUUAAGUGAUUCAUCUUCAUCUAUGUUAAGUGAUUCAUCUUCAUCUAUGUUAAGUGAUUCAUCUUCAUCUAUGUUGAGUGAUUCAUCUUCAUCUAUGUUAAGUGAUUCAUCUUCAUCUAUGUUAAGUGAUUCAUCUUCAUCUAUGUUAAGUGAUUCAUCUUCAUCUAUGUUAAGUGAUUCAUCUUCAACAUUUAAUUUCAAAAUAUUUAAUGAAAAUCAGCAUACAUCGCUUCAUUAUGUUUUUAAAGCAGUCAAUAAAUAA
Argiope bruennichi is the source of this 672-nucleotide messenger RNA. Its product is annotated as serine-rich adhesin for platelets-like. The record is from RefSeq and is a predicted model, not a curated record. The transcript has a single exon. NCBI's taxonomy places the organism in Eukaryota, Metazoa, Arthropoda, Arachnida, Araneae, Araneidae. Bases 1 to 672 code for a protein of 223 amino acids.